CCUGGUCCCCUGUCAACUUUUCUCACCGCCCGGCAGAAAAAGUGGUGAUUCUGCCCUGUGCUGCUGGGCAUUUCAUGAAGCUAUCGUCGAUUCUUCUUUGCGCCGUUCAUCACUAAACCUUGAACAAUAAGAGAUUGACUUUCUUACUGAUCUUUGGCAAACGGUAACGAGCUUGCCGAAACUUUUAAUUGUUCUUUCCAUCCGAACUCUGUACCUAUUUUGUUUUUCGUCAUUCUGAGACCAUCAUCAUGUCGUCGUCCACAACUGGCGGUGUUUCUCUCAACCCUGAGGUGAAGUCCAAGAAGGACAAGAACUUGAAACGCAAGCAAGACAAGUCAACAAAGCUUGAGCAGCGCAAGAAGAAGCGUUCUGCCAAAGCAGAGAAGCGAGCCGUCAAGGCUGCCGGUGCCGUCAGUGCUGAGCCAAAGGAGGUCGUUGGUGGCAAGCCCCGAAAGUCAAAGACCGUGGCGAAGAAAACCGUCAACGCUUCUAAGCGCAAGGAGAAACUCAAGGCUCGCGCCGAAAAGCUUCAGGAAAAGGCAAACUUGUUGUUGGCCGAGGCCAAGAAAGCUGCUGCCCAGUAUCAAGCACUUCUUGAUGCCGAGAAAACCGCCAAUGAGUCCAAGUCCGAGCAGGACGACGAUACCUCUUCUGAUUCCGAUACUUCAGAUUCUGGUUCCGAUAGCUCAUCUGAAGAUGAGGGAGGUGCUCCCGUGGCCAAGCAGCCAACCGAAGUUCCUACAAACAUCCCAGCCGACGAGGUCGUGAUGAAGCACCGUCGACUGAGCAAUGCCACUUCCGAGCGAAGCCAUGUUUCCGCCGCCGAUAUCUCUCCCGAGGCAGAGGAAGAGCCCAAGGAAUCCAAGAAGGAUAAGAAGAACAAGAAGGGAAAGAAAGUGAGACUCGUCGAGCCUGAGAAGGCAGAGGAAGAGGCUGUCGAAUCUGAGGCUGAGGUCGAGGAGCCAAAGGCAUCCGACAAGAAAGCCAAGAAGGCCGAGAAGGCCGAGAAGAAGAGGAAGCGAGCUGAGACCAAGGACAAGAAGGAAAAGGAACCCGAAUCUGCAGCUCAGGCUGAACAAUGGCAGGUCGACGAUCUCGAGGGAGGCUCUGCUCGACAGGCCAAGUUCCUACGACUUCUGGGUGGUAAGAAGGCUGGCGCCAGUGUCGCCACCCCUCACAACACCAAGGGCGCAUCCAACUCUACCAAGGCCGAGGCCGACAUCCAGAAGCAGUUCGAGGCUGGUAUGAAGAUGAAGAACGAUGGUGGCAGCAAGCGUCGUGGUCUUGGUGCAUAGUUGUUCAACGCAUAGUAUAUGUUUCGUGUUGGCAUUCGCAUUUGAGGCUCCUGGCUUCGCACAAGCUCUCCCCAUAUAAAGAAAGGGCUGUUAUUUUAAUUCACGGUUCAUGGCAUGGCGUCAGGUAGACAAAAAGCAAAGAAAUAAACC
Molecule: messenger RNA, 1445 nt
Organism: Fusarium redolens
Lineage: Eukaryota; Fungi; Ascomycota; Sordariomycetes; Hypocreales; Nectriaceae
Product: small acidic protein family-domain-containing protein
Exons: 3
Coding region: 249-1295 (348 amino acids)
Source: RefSeq, a predicted model, not a curated record